UAAUCCAAAUUUCUCUUAUCUUUUUUUUUUCCUAUUUUUAAAAAAUUGUUGGGAUGGCAAGUCUUAUCCCAAUCGCCAUAUCCUUCUCUUCCACGGCGAAACCUCGGUCUCCGUCCACUGCGCAGAACCACCGCGUUGCGCCUCACGCGCCACCGUCUCCACCACACAUUCUCUCUCGCAGAGAUGCCGCUAUCCUCUCCUCCGCCUCUCUUCUCUUCUCCCUUUCUCCCUCUGAUCCCGCCUUUGCGUUCUCCCUCGGAAUCUCAGGACCCAAGGAAUGGCUGAAAGAGCAGAAGAAGAAGUCAUCGAGGUUCUUGCUUGCUCCGAUCGAUGCAUCGCGGGAGAGCCUCCGCUCUGCAUAUCGUUUACUCACGUCUAGGGACUCCGAUUUUACGGAUAGCGAUCUCGAGGAGCUUCAGAGGCUCUUAAAGUCUUCUGGAAGAGACUGCGUUCCCGAAGAUAGAAAUUCUCUUGUGGAUUUCCAGUCCAAAACCGGAGUUGAGGUUUGCACGUUCAAGUUGGUCGUGAAGAAUGCGGCUUCUUUGCUGGAUAGUAAGGAUCCUCUCAAAUUGGCAGCCGAGAAUACGCUAGAUGAUCUUGUUAGGUCCUUCAGUUCACUCAACGGGCUGGCAAAUGGAAUCGAUAUUAAACUUCCUUCAGAUAGAGCGAAGAUUGCAGAUGCUCUUGCGGAAACUAUUUCUCAUCUUGACAAGUUUGAGAAAGGCGUCAAGGACUGCCUUGAGAUCUGAGUUGGGAUUUUGGCUCCCAAGUAGCUCUCUUUCUUCUUCAGCAGUCACUGCACUCGCUCCCCCUUCAGCCUUGAUCUUUGUCAUUAUUGGUUUAGUUUAUAUAUAUAUAAGAGAUGAUAAUUUCCAAAAACACAUUUCUAUUCUUAGUUAUUUUUAUUCAAUCUAGAAAGAUUAUUGUUUUCAAUUUGUCAAAAACAUUUCCGACAUGUUUGACCACAGAGCUUUACA
This is a messenger RNA of Tarenaya hassleriana, 977 nucleotides long. RefSeq lists its product as uncharacterized. NCBI's taxonomy places the organism in Eukaryota, Viridiplantae, Streptophyta, Magnoliopsida, Brassicales, Cleomaceae. The record is from RefSeq and is a predicted model, not a curated record. Gene Ontology annotation, cellular component: chloroplast. The coding region runs from base 54 to 749 and encodes 231 amino acids. The transcript has 6 exons.